AGUACUCUUCCGCAAAAAAAACUCAAACUUCUGAGCUAACGAAUCAUCGUCACAUGCAUCACAACUGUAGAAGGUCUUUCUAUCUAGAUGUUUCUUCCUGGAGAAGGAAGACCACACAUGUAUGUUUCUCUUCAAUUGAAUACUCUCUUGCUGUCUCGCCCUUCUCAUCUUCCCCCGCUUUCCCCCUCGUUUUCACUAGUAUCCAGCACACCACCUCUAAAGGGAAGAGAACGGCAGUUCACGCAUCCACGAUGGCCAAGUUAGAACAGCGCAAACUCCAAAAGCCGCGGGGUGAGCCGAAGCACAAGCUAGACUCCCUCAAGGUGAAGUCGAGCGGUAAGAAGAAGUGGGAGAAGAAGAUGCAAGAGAAGGAGCGCGUCCAGCGCGUGCGCAACCUCUCGCAGAAGCUGAAGGAUGACAUCAACGCUGAGCAGAAGCGCGCCGCGGAGGCACGCAAGGCCAACCAUCAGCGCAAGGUCGAGAACGAGAAGAAGAACAUGGUGGUGCAGACGAUCAAGAACGAAAAGGCGAUUCGUAAGCUGAGUCCUAAGCACCGCCGCGCGGCUCGCAUUUACAUGCUCCACGAGCUCAACUAA
Molecule: messenger RNA, 596 nt
Organism: Leptomonas pyrrhocoris
Lineage: Eukaryota; Euglenozoa; Kinetoplastea; Trypanosomatida; Trypanosomatidae
Exons: 1
Coding region: 252-596 (114 amino acids)
Cellular component (GO): nucleolus
Source: RefSeq, a predicted model, not a curated record